Geodia barretti is the source of this 354-nucleotide messenger RNA. NCBI's taxonomy places the organism in Eukaryota, Metazoa, Porifera, Demospongiae, Tetractinellida, Geodiidae. The record is from the annotation of a GenBank genome assembly.
GUGCCCCGAGUCAAAGCAGGAACCACCCGACGAGCACGGCAUAAGGCCGUACUCGCCACCACCAAAGGCCACCGAGCAGCACGUAGCAGCCGAUACCGCGUCGCCAAAGAGUCGAUGCUUCACGCGCUCGACUACGCCACGCGUCACCGCAAGCUUAAGAAGCGCCAGAACCGUGCCCUCGCCAUCACGCGCAUCAACGCCGCCGCUCGCGAGCACGGGUUGAGUUACUCAUCCCUGAUCAACGGACUCAAAAAGGCCGAGAUUACCCUCGACCGAAAAUCGUUGGCCGAUCUAUCCAUCCGCCAACCCUCGGCAUUCGCCAAAGUGGUCGCUUCCGCCAAAGCGGAACUCUAG